CCUGCGGAGGUGAGGGUGUAGCUUUGAAGGAUGCGACUGUGGGGCUCUGCAGCUUGGCCAGGUUGCAAACAUGGCAGGUCCGGAGGCUGAUGCCCAAUUUCAGUUCAGUGGUAUUAAAAAAUACUUCAACUCUUAUACUAUGACAGGUAGAAUGAAUUGUGUGCUGGCCGCAUAUGGAGGAAUCGCUUUGUUGGUCUUGUACUUCAAGUUAAAGUCUAAAAAAACCCCAGCUGUGAAGGCAACAUAAAAUGGAUUCUUAAACAAACUGUACCUCAUCUGUUCAUUUACCAUGCCUGAAAAAGCUAAUAACUCAUGAUAUGAUAAUUUGUACAAUAAAUUAUGAAUCUGGAAAAAAAAAGAAAAUACAA
This is a messenger RNA of Suncus etruscus (white-toothed pygmy shrew), 368 nucleotides long. Its product is annotated as ATP synthase membrane subunit K, mitochondrial-like. The transcript has a single exon. The record is from RefSeq and is a predicted model, not a curated record. NCBI's taxonomy places the organism in Eukaryota, Metazoa, Chordata, Mammalia, Eulipotyphla, Soricidae. Bases 71 to 247 code for a protein of 58 amino acids.